CCUACUUUUUAAUGUGACUAAUAGGGAAGAAGUGCUAAUUACUACAUUACGUUAAACAAUGUUUACUCUCUACAGCAUGUAGAGAGACAGAGUGUGUUUAAAAUGAGGACGCCUCGUUAAAUCAGUAUUACAGGUGACAGACCUCAGACAUCCGUCACACUAUUUAACUGGUCUGUACUGAGCUGUGACUCAGUUGGCAGCAAUUCCACACCCACCAAACCGAAGGGAAGGGCGACUCAUUCGCUGGACGAACACUCGGAUUUGUCCUCAAGACGUUCCACAAGAAAGAAAAUGCUGGAAAACCAAAAAUCGGGCUUUGUUAUGGACGUUGUCGAGCUGGAGUUGUUUGUAAACAACCCUCCUCAUGGAUUCACCGUCGAGAGUAGCGCGGGCUGCAGAGUCGUGAAGUGGGACCAGGAGAGCAGCUGCGUGUUCAUCAAUGAAAUCCAGACUGGAAAGGGGAAAGUGAUUUUCUGUAAUUCUCCAGGAAGAAAAGUCACAGUACGUACUUUGGGAGAGUACACAGAUUUGAGACGACAGCUGACCUCAAAGACUAUAUACAUCCUGGUGGCUGCAUGCACCGAAACAAAGGUCGAAGAAAAGAGAAACUGUGUUCGAGCUCUUGAGUAUUAUGUUGUGGCGAUCAACGGCAAUCAUCCAAUGAUCAGAUGGGAGAUGGAGAAAGGCUUAGACAUGACUAUUUCAUCUGUUGCUGGAGAAAGUUACAUAGUUGAUGUUGACAUUAGUGCUGCACUACAGGGAUGGGUCGGUGAGGGCUUUAGAAUCCUUGUUGAUAUGGAAAAGGUGAAACCCAUCUGGAAAAACACACAUUUCACCAUCAAGUACCAUUCUGACGCCCUUUUUGACUUUCCUUACUGGUUCGGCUACAGCAAACGACAGUUCAAGGUCACUUAUCACGGAAGAUGAGCUCAACACCCAAAGUGUUGUGUGAAACCACAAAGAUCUACUGAAAACAUGCUUCAGUCUGUGGAAACCGAAGCCCACAGAUGAGGAGACCAUUUAUGCACCUUAAAGGACUGCUUUAUUGUAAAUUAAACUUUAUUUAGCUCAUGUUAGCGGUAAUACAAAACAAUCAUAAAGAAAUGUAGAUCAUUGAAACUACCUAAUUAUAAUUCCUAAUUAUAAUCCUGUUAAAGCAGAAA
Molecule: messenger RNA, 1163 nt
Organism: Labeo rohita (rohu)
Lineage: Eukaryota; Metazoa; Chordata; Actinopteri; Cypriniformes; Cyprinidae
Product: mesenteric estrogen-dependent adipogenesis protein-like
Exons: 5
Coding region: 292-927 (211 amino acids)
Cellular component (GO): cytoplasm
Source: RefSeq, a predicted model, not a curated record